GGAUUCUCCGACAUUGGGUGUUAUGGAAGUGAGAUCCAGACGCCCAACAUUGACCGACUGGCCUCUGAGGGCUUGCGGAUGCUGAAUCACCAUGCUGCCGCUGCUUGUUCGCCAACGCGCGCGAUGCUCAUGAGUGGAACCGACGCGCACCUCGGUGGAUUGGGCACCCUCAUUGAAUACAAGCAGAGUAAAUAUGGUGCGCAGCGGUUUGGUGGAAAGGCUGGGUACGAGGGGUAUCUGAACAAUGAUGUGGCUACCUUGCCUGAAAUCCUUAGUGAUAACGGGUACUUUACAGCCAUGUCUGGCAAGUGGCAUCUGGGACUACGUGCCAGUCAGGGACCCUCUCAACGGGGGUUUGACAAGGCUCUUGCAAUGCUUCCAGGCUGUUGCAAUCACUACGGCUGGGAGCCCGUGCAGGAGCGAUUUCCCAUGGGAGGAUCCCCACUUCACACAGAAAAUGGUACCAAGGUGGAUAUAUCUGCCAACACAACUGGAGAUUCGGAAGGCUUCUACUCGACCGAUUACUAUACCGACCGCUUGAUUCAGUAUUUCGAAGAUCGGUCCGAGACUGUAAAGGAAAAGCCUUUCUUUGCGUUCUUGCCAUACACUGCUCCACACUGGCCCUUGCAGUGCCCCAAGGAGCAGCGUGAUAAAUACAAGGGAAUCUACGAUGACGGCCCCUAUGCCCUGCGCGAACGUCGUCUGAAGAAACUCGUUGAGAUGGGGAUUAUCGAUGAAUCAGUCGUUCCCCACCGGGUUGAGACAAAGACUGUCAGCUCCGGAGAGUGGGCAGAACUUACACCUGAGGAGCAGAAACUGUCUAGCCGUGCUAUGGAAACAUAUGCAGGCAUGGUGGAUUCCGUUGAUAUCAAUGUUGGUAAAGUGAUUGAAUAUUUGAAGAAAACUGGGGAGUAUGACAACACCUUUGUCGUUUUCAUGAGUGAUAACGGAGCAGAGGGAGCUGCGCUUGAAGCAAUGCCCGUCAUGGGAGAUCGAAUUACAGAGGCGAUUCACAAGUACUAUGACAACUCGCUUGAUAACAUCGGCGCCUUCAAUUCUUUUACUUGGCUCGGACCGCUCUGGGCGCAGGCAUCAACAGCACCAUCUCGACUAUUCAAAUGCUUCCCAUCCGAAGGAGGCAUCCUGGUUCCAUGCAUCGUCAAGCCACCUGUGAACACUUUCCAAUCUUCCUUCACGCCCGGUUCAUAUGUUCGAUCGUUCACAACUGUAAUGGACUUUUUGCCGACCUUCCUCGAACUAGCGGGAGUUCCCCAACCGCCCGCCGUAGAGAAAACACAAGUCAUCGGCUCUGGCGGAAAAAUCACUGCAACUCGAAAGAUGACCACCUUCCGAGGCAAAGACGUCCAUGCACCGCGAGGAAAGUCGUGGAUUCCAUUCUUCUCCAAGGGCCAAAAGGUUGAGCCCAAUGAGACAUGGCACAUUCACUCAUCCACGGAGCCCAUUGGAUGGGAACUUUUUGCCCAAGGCGCCCUUCGUAAAGGUGACUGGAAGAUUGUACAUAUCGCCAAGGCCCGAGGCGGCGCUGGCGAAGGUGAUGAUGGUUGGGAGUUGUUCAAUGUUGCCAAUGAUCCAGGAGAGACAACGGACUUGGCACAGGCUGAGCCGGGAAAGUUGGCUGAACUACUCCAGCAUUGGGAGGAGUAUGUCGUCGAGUGUGGCCUUGUCUGGGGAGAGGGCGCGAUGGCUCCUGGAUUGGGGAAGGACGAGGCACCACAAUUUUGGCAGGAUGAGACAGAGCUGCAAAAGGUGUGGAUGGGUGCUCAAGCAGGGUCGUGUCCGGUUAUCUGUGAAUAA
Molecule: messenger RNA, 1815 nt
Organism: Penicillium subrubescens
Lineage: Eukaryota; Fungi; Ascomycota; Eurotiomycetes; Eurotiales; Aspergillaceae
Product: arylsulfatase
Exons: 7
Molecular function (GO): arylsulfatase activity
Source: RefSeq, a predicted model, not a curated record